Messenger RNA from Solanum verrucosum, 4025 nucleotides. RefSeq names its product coatomer subunit alpha-1-like. The transcript has 3 exons. Gene Ontology annotation, biological process: intracellular protein transport; retrograde vesicle-mediated transport, Golgi to endoplasmic reticulum; intra-Golgi vesicle-mediated transport. Bases 155 to 3814 code for a protein of 1219 amino acids. Gene Ontology annotation, molecular function: structural molecule activity; protein binding. The record is from RefSeq and is a predicted model, not a curated record. Gene Ontology annotation, cellular component: COPI vesicle coat. NCBI's taxonomy places the organism in Eukaryota, Viridiplantae, Streptophyta, Magnoliopsida, Solanales, Solanaceae.
ACUAAGAUCUUCAAGGAAAAAUGCACAUUUCAUCUCAGAUCUGAUUCCAAUUCCAUCUCACAAUCAUUUAGGGUUUCGGAUUUCAAUCAAAUUCCAAGUCUUUACACUCUACUCUCUCUCUCUGUUGUGUGUGCAUAGAUACGGAAUUGUUAAGAUGCUGACCAAGUUUGAAACCAAGAGUAAUAGAGUGAAAGGUUUGAGUUUUCACACCCAAAGGCCAUGGAUCUUAGCCAGUCUUCAUAGUGGGGUUAUUCAGCUAUGGGAUUACCGUAUGGGAACUCUCAUUGAUCGAUUUGAUGAGCACGAUGGCCCUGUUCGCGGUGUCCAUUUUCACAAAUCUCAGCCUCUAUUUGUUUCUGGAGGAGAUGAUUACAAAAUUAAGGUUUGGAACUAUAAGCUGCAUCGGUGCUUGUUUACCCUGCUUGGACAUCUUGAUUAUAUUCGAACUGUUCAAUUUCACCACGAAUAUCCAUGGAUUGUUAGUGCAAGUGAUGACCAGACUAUUCGGAUAUGGAACUGGCAGUCUCGUACUUGUAUUUCUGUCUUGACUGGCCACAAUCAUUAUGUAAUGUGUGCCUCAUUUCAUCCCAAAGAGGACUUGGUUGUCUCUGCUUCUUUGGAUCAGACUGUUCGUGUCUGGGAUAUUGGUGCCCUAAGAAAGAAAACCGUUUCUCCUGCUGAUGAUCUCUUGCGGUUGAGUCAGAUGAAUACUGACUUCUUUGGUGGAGUGGAUGCUGUGGUGAAGUAUGUCUUGGAGGGUCAUGAUAGAGGGGUUAACUGGGCAUCAUUUCAUCCUACACUCCCCCUUAUAGUUUCUGGUGCAGAUGAUCGCCAAGUGAAAAUUUGGCGGAUGAAUGAUACAAAAGCUUGGGAGGUGGACACAUUGAGAGGACACAUGAACAAUGUUUCAUGUGUGUUAUUCCAUCCAAGGCAAGAUAUUAUUGUUUCAAAUUCAGAGGAUAAGAGCAUUCGAGUGUGGGAUGCAACAAAAAGGACUGGUCUUCAGACUUUCCGCAGGGAGCAUGAUAGAUUUUGGAUCCUUGCUUCUCAUCCUGAGAUGAAUCUUCUAGCAGCUGGACAUGACAGUGGGAUGAUAGUAUUCAAGUUAGAGAGAGAACGGCCUGCUUUUUCUGUGAGCAGUGAUUCUUUAUUUUAUGUAAAGGAUCGCUUUCUCCGUGUAUAUGAGUAUUCAACCCAGAAGGACACACAGUUGAUACCAAUUAGAAGGCCCGGUUCAAACAAUGUGAAUCAAGGUCCACGAACUCUUUCAUACAGUCCAACAGAAAAUGCUGUCUUGAUAUGUUCAGACACAGAUGGUGGUUCCUAUGAACUUUACAUUGUACCCAAAGAUAGUUAUGGUAGGGGUGAUACUGUUCAAGAUGCAAAAAGAGGAACCGGAGGAUCAGCUGUGUUUGUUGCCCGAAACAGGUUUGCGGUACUUGAGAAGAGCACUAAUCAAGUCCUGGUAAAAAAUCUCAAGAAUGAAAUUGUCAAGAAAAGCCUUCUUCCUAUGGCAACUGAUGCAAUAUUUUAUGCUGGCACUGGAAACUUACUAUGUAGGGCAGAGGAUAGAGUUGUCAUUUUUGAUCUCCAGCAGAGAAUUAUUCUUGGAGAUCUCCAGACUUCUUUCAUCAGGUAUGUUGUUUGGUCACCUGAUAUGGAAAGUGUCGCUUUGAUUAGCAAGCACUCCAUAAUUAUAGCUGAUAAGAAGCUUGUGCACCGUUGCACCUUUCAUGAGACAAUUCGUGUCAAAAGUGGUGCCUGGGAUGACAAUGGGGUAUUCAUAUAUACCACACUUACCCACAUUAAGUACUGUCUUCCCAACGGGGAUUGUGGAAUCGUCAAAACCCUAGAUGUUCCUGUCUAUAUUACAAAAAUAUAUGGGAACACUAUCUUUUGCUUGGAUAGAGAUGGCAAAAACCGUCCUAUUAUUAUUGAUUCAACUGAAUAUGUUUUCAAGUUGUGUCUGCUUAGAAAGAGAUAUGACCAAGUUAUGAGUAUGAUAAGAAACUCAGAGCUCUGUGGUCAGGCCAUGAUUUCAUAUUUGCAGCAGAAGGGUUUUCCAGAAGUUGCUCUUCAUUUUGUGAAGGAUGAGCGCACUCGUUUCAACUUAGCACUUGAAAGUGGGAAUAUUGAGAUAGCUCUUGAAUCUGCUAAGAAGAUUGAUGAAAAAGAUCAUUGGUAUAGGCUUGGCGUGGAAGCCCUUCGGCAGGGCAAUGCAGGUAUUGUUGAAUAUGCCUACCAAAAGACAAAGAAUUUUGAGAGGCUCUCUUUCCUAUAUCUAAUAACUGGAAACGUGGAGAAGUUAUCUAAAAUGAUGAAAAUUGCUGAGGUAAAAAAUGAAGUAAUGGGUCAGUUCCAUGAUGCCUUGUACCUCGGUAAUGUCCGCGAGCGUGUUAAAAUUUUGGAAAAUGCUGGUCAUCUGCCCCUUGCAUACAUCACAGCUACAGUCCACGGGCUCAGUGAUACUGCUGAGCGUCUUGCAGAGGAACUGGGGGAUAAUGUUCCAUCAUUGCCAAAGGGGAAGAAAGCUUCAAUGUUGCUUCCCCCAACUCCCAUCUUGGGUGGUGGAGACUGGCCUUUGCUGAUGGUAACGAAAGGGAUAUUUGAAGGUGGUCUGGAUAUUGCAGGCAGGGGAGGACAAGAGGAAUAUGAAGAGGCUGCGGAUGCAGACUGGGGUGAGUCAUUGGACAUCGGUGAGGUGGAAAAUCUACAGAAUGGGGACAUCAGUAUGGUGCUUGGUGACGAGGAAGGACAAGAAGGAAAUGAUGAUGAGGAGGGUGGAUGGGAUCUUGAGGAUCUGGAUCUGCCUCCUGAUACAGACACACCUAAGACUACUUCCAAUGCUCGCUCUUCUGUGUUUGUCACUCCAACACCUGGCAUGCCUGUCAGCCAGAUUUGGGUCCAAAAAUCAUCUCUAGCUGCUGAACAUGCAGCUGCUGGAAAUUUUGAUACUGCUAUGCGGUUGUUGAGCAGACAACUAGGAAUUAGGAACUUCUCUCCUUUAAAAUCAUUGUUUAUUGAUCUUCAUGUGGGAAGCCACACUCAUCUGCUUGCCUUCUCCUCGGCGCCGGUCAUCUCCGUGGCAAUUGAGAGAGGUUGGAGUGAGUCAGCUAGUCCUAAUGUUCGAGGUCCACCUGCUCUUAUAUUCAGUUUUGCUCAGUUGGAGGAAAAACUUAAAGCUUCUUAUAAGGCGACUACUGGUGGAAAAUUUUCUGAUGCACUUAGACUAUUCCUGAGCAUCCUUCACACCAUUCCUCUGAUUGUGGUUGAGUCGAGACGAGAAGUGGAUGAAGUCAAGGAAUUGAUUGUCAUAGUGAAAGAGUAUGUUUUGGGUUUGCAGAUGGAGCUUAAGAGGAAGGAAUUGAAAGAUAAUCCUAUUCGCCAGCAGGAACUGGCAGCUUAUUUCACUCACUGUAAUCUGCAGCUUCCUCACUUGAGACUUGCAUUACAGAAUGCUAUGUCUAUCUGCUACAAGGCUGGAAAUCUUAGCUCAGCAGCCAACUUUGCUAGGAGACUGUUGGAGACCAAUCCCACCAAUGAAAGCCAAGCCAGAACAGCCCGCCAGGUUCUGCAGGCAGCUGAGAAAAAUAUGCGAGAUGUUACACAGUUGAAUUAUGAUUUCAGAAAUCCUUUUACAGUCUGUGGGGCAACAUAUGUCCCGAUAUACCGGGGUCAGAAGGAUGUCACUUGUCCUUACUGUGGUACUCAUUUUGUACUGUCUCAGCAAGGGGAGCUUUGUACUGUUUGUGAUCUUGCAGUUGUUGGAGCCGAUGCCUCUGGUUUGCUUUGCUCGGCAUCACAAAUCAGGUGAUUUCAGCUUCUCAUGCAGUUGUAUUCGGCCAUGUCAUUCAGAUGAUUCUAGUUCUAGGCAUGGGUAAUUAUGAACAUGCUUUUUAUGGGAUUGUAUCUGCGGUUUAUAUUUUUGUUUCUAUAAUUUUGUAAUCAGUUUUUACAGACCGACCUUUUGCCUUGGUUAUCUAAUUUUUUUUUUUGUAAUAAAACAUGUAAGAUUUUGAGUUCAA